Cynoglossus semilaevis (tongue sole) is the source of this 1833-nucleotide messenger RNA. RefSeq names its product protein FAM84B. Lineage: Eukaryota; Metazoa; Chordata; Actinopteri; Pleuronectiformes; Cynoglossidae. The record is from RefSeq and is a predicted model, not a curated record. Bases 361 to 1191 code for a protein of 276 amino acids. The transcript has 2 exons.
AGUUUCACCGCAACCUUCACUGUGGUUCAUACUACAGGCUGCACAACACUACACUACACUGCACUACACCACAGAGAAACAUCAGAGCGGCGCGCAGAGGGAAGAGGAGUGCAGCUCUCUGCUGAUGUGUGAUAGAUAAUAAACUGAAGACAGAGCUGCAGGAGGGCGCAGUCGCUGGAUCACACAGCAGCCGUUUGUCAGUGGGACAUGGAUUACUGGUGCGCGUCUUUGCGCCUUUGGAUGAAGUAGUGAUACUGAAGUGUGCUUCGCCUCCACGUCAAGAUUAAACACGGGGAUCUAGUUCCUGUUUCUUUCUGUACCGGCUUCCACGCGUCCCUUCUCCGCCCACCUGUCACCCUCAUGGGGAACCAGGUGGAGAAGCUAACGCACUUAAAUUACGCGGAGGUGCCAACGUCGGAUCCGAACGGCUUCGACCCAAACGAUGACACCCCCAGGAUCGGCGUCUCUUACAUUUUCUCCAACGACGACGACGACGAUGACGAGCGCGACGAAAAUAUCUACAACUACUCGUCAGACAGCCACAAUGUGAACCACGAACACAAGCCGUUCGACCCUCGGGACGAGCUGGAGUGUGAGGUUUUCUACCGGGAGGAGUGCGUCUAUGAGAGGAGCAACGGAGCCGCGACGCACUCCGCCGAGAGUCUCCUCAACAACUGCCGACCCGGUGACCUGCUGGAGUUUGUAUCCACCGGACAAUACCCACAUUGGGCUGUGUACGUCGGAGACUUUCAGGUGGUUCAUUUGCACCGGGCUGAGAUCAAAUACAACUUUCUGACGGAUGUGAGUCAGGGCAGACAGGGCAGGAUAGUUAACGGCCUCUACCGGUACCGUGCGCUCCCGCCCGAGGUGAUUGUGCGCAACGCUCGGGACUAUGUGGGCUCCACGGAGCAGGAACUGUACUGGAGGAACUCCGAGUGCUUUGCCGCCUGGUGCCGCUUUGGCAAACGGGAGUUCAAAAUCGGGGGUGAGAUUAGGAUUGGAAAGCAACCGUACAAAUUGAAAUUACGCUUUUCAGAGAAGCAGAGCCACGUUUUGGAGUUUCAGAGCCUGGAGGACGUGAUCAUGGAGAAGAGGAGAAACGAUCAGAUUGGCAGAGAUGCUGUGAUGCAAGAGCUGGCCAAUCACUUGAACGCAACACAUGAAAUUAAAGAGCAGCUCUUUGUCGACUGACGUCAUCCGGUGAGAAUAUGAGCCUCAAUUAAAAAACCCAAACAGCGCUUUACUCUCAGAAGAGGUUUGUUUGUGAACUGACACUCAGACCUUUGACCAUCAGCCUGUGUGCCAGUGCCACACUGUAAACAAAUGGCCAUCACUGGGGAUGAAGGCCAAAGUAAGCGUAGAAAAAUCUGAAGUUUCAAGUGCAUUGUUGGAGGUCAAAUGUGAAAAUGUUGAUUAAUGAAAUGAUAAAUCCUUGUUGCAGGAUUAUGUAACUUCAAAUUGUUCACACAUGUACUUUAAUCUAACCAGCCUUUGCACAGAGGAUCAAAUCCCCUCCAUUAUUCACUUUUACCUGAGAGUGUUAAAAAAAACCUACUCUGGUACAACUCAGGUUUUGGAGACCAAUACAAAGAGAACGAGACACAACAAUAGCUUUUUCCUAGUGUCUGUAAACCUCUGAAGAUUCUGUUCUUACACUUUGUAUCUGACUAUCACAUAGCUUUAUCCACUCUCGGACAGUUUUGUGGACAUAGUUCAUUUCACACUUUUAUUGACCCCACCCAUCAGCAGUUUAUUUUUGAAGGAAAAAAGAUGUUUGUAUGAAAUGAAUAUGGGAAUAAAUCUAUAUUUGAAGAGUAAAGUUUUUUUUUGUUA